Molecule: messenger RNA, 3549 nt
Organism: Colias croceus (clouded yellow)
Lineage: Eukaryota; Metazoa; Arthropoda; Insecta; Lepidoptera; Pieridae
Exons: 2
Coding region: 226-2841 (871 amino acids)
Source: RefSeq, a predicted model, not a curated record
CAAAUAAAACUUUAUAAAUAGAGUUAUUUAUAAUUGCCAUACAACCAAAUGUAGUUGAAGAAAGUUAUCAUUGAAUUUUUAAGAAAAUUUGGCGCGAAAUAUUGUCAAAGUACUAGCGAGGGGGUGAGCGCGGGGAUACGCGUGCGGUUUGAUGCAUCGCUCGCGUCUCGCGCUUUUUAGUGUUAUACGUGACCUUCAAUUGCGUUGACGCUAGAGACACCAAUUAUGGAUUCGCGAGGAAGAUGUAUGGUUAAAAUGUGCCAGAAGAGAGAAGAUUCAUCUGAGGACGAAAAUAAGACAAUCAAGAAACAGGACCAAAGUACCGUUAUUGUCAGCCCACAAAAACAUAAUGUUACAACAUGCCAAAAAUCACCGUCCGAAAUGAACAAAAAUGUUUGCAACGACAUAAAUUUUGCUGUUGAUAUAACGAUAGAAAAAAUGCCGGAUGAGUUGUUAGUUUCUGAUGUUCCUAAGUUUCCUGAAUAUGAGGAAUUUAAGAUUAUUACAUGUGAAUCGGCUCCAGCAUCAAUAAAGGCUAGCGAAAUGAUUACUAACAACAUGAACCCACCCCAAUCAGCACCUAUGCCUGUAAAUGUCAGUCCCAUGUCUUUAUGUAGCAGCAAAAUUAAUUUAAAUGAAGAUGACAACAUAAUAUUAUACAACUAUAAAGAUCGCAGUUCGCCUAUCAGAGGGUCAAGUCCCAUUUCGGGUAUCGAACCAAUGUCACUUACAACUGAUGAAGAACCUUUUUCUGAUUCUGGAUCUUCAUGGAUUCCGGACACAGACGAAGAAAAGAAAACAAAACGAAGACGUAGUUCUUUAAUUAACAUCAAUCAUACAACGGCUAAGAAGAAAAAAAGAGUUGAACGUAUAAACCCCAUUUUAUCGAGUGAUUCUGAAGAUGAAACAGAUAAUAUCAUAACUGAUAGAAGAAUCAUGGAACAAAAUGUGAUAAUCGAAUCUGAAACAACAGAUUCAGAAAUAGAUAUAACAGGAAAUAAGGAAGAAAAAAUCUUCAGAUGGAAAAAAAAAAAUAAAAAAAACUGGAUAAGAAAUAAAGAGCUGGAGAAGAAGCGAAAAUGUUUGCCAUAUAAGAGUAAAACUGGAAAGCUUCGUGCAGCUAAAUCACCUAAAAACCCUAAAUGCAGCAAAAAUUGUCGCCAAAAAUGCACAGAAAAGUUUACACAAAUCGAGCGUGAGAUAAUUUGCAAAUCCUAUUGGUCUAUAGCAUCAUAUAAUCUGCAAAAAGAGUUUUUGCUUAGGCGCAUAAUCAUUAAGCCCGUGCAGACUACAAGAAAAUCUGUAUCGAUCGACAAACAAAGAAGUUCUAGCAGAGUAUAUGGUUUCUAUAAAGGUAAGACUGUAUUUGAACGAGUAUGCAAGAACUUUUUUAUGUCUACUCUUUGCAUUUCUACUGGUCCAAUCGAAACUGCAGUAAAACACGUGGAUGAUCAUGGUGUAUUUUCAAAAUUGGAUAAUCGUGGCAGGCGAGCGCCUGCAAACAAAACUCCUGAAGAACAGAUACAAGAGGUAAAAAAUCACAUUGAAAGUUUUCCUGUAAUUGAUUCCCAUUACUGUAGAAAAAAAACAAACAGGAAAUACUUAGACCCUACCUUGUCAAUAUCAAAAAUGUAUGAUUUGUAUGUGCAGAAAAUGAAAGAAAUCAAUAAAUUGCCUGUAAAAUUAAACAUUUAUAAGAAAGUGUUUGGUACAGAAUACAAUUUAGCGUUCUAUCACCCCAAGAAAGACCAAUGUAGCACGUGUAAUAAUUAUAUAAAAGAUAAAACCAAUAUAAAUAUUCAAAAUGAGUAUACUCAACAUAUAGAAAGAAAAGAGGCAUCUUAUAGAUCUAAAAAUCUGGAUAAAAAGAAGUCGGAAGAAGAUAAAUCAUAUUUAUGUGUCACCAUGGACUUGCAAAGUCUACUGCAGAUUCCAUCGACUGCAGAUAGUCUGAUGUACUAUUCCAGAAAAUUAAAUUUAUAUAAUUUAUCUAUUUAUGAGUUUAAACCACCACAGAACGAUGCUCACUGCAUGAUCUGGACGGAAAUAAACGGAAAAAGAGGCAGUGUUGAAAUAGCAUCUGCUAUUUAUUUAUGGAUAAAGAAACUCCCCGAGGUUUUAACGCACGUCACCAUUUACUCCGACACGUGCUCGGGACAGAACCGAAAUCAGUACGUAGCAGCAUUUUUAUUGUAUGUAGUACAAACGCAUGAGACAAUCAAAAUAUUGGAACAGAAGUAUCUAGAAAGUGGUCAUAGCUUUAUGGAAGUAGAUUCAAUGCAUAGUGCCAUAGAAAAAGAAAAAAAGUAUACAGACACGUAUUCUAUAAUAGAUUGGAAGGGAAUUAUGCUACGGGCAAGAUCAAAAAGACAAAAUAAAAAUGCAACUCCAUAUAAUGUAACUGAAUUGUCAUACCAAGACAUGAUUGAUGUAAAAGCACUUGCUUUGAAAAUAAUUAAAAACAAAACUAUAGCUGAGAAUGGGGAGAAAGUGUGCUGGUUGAAAAUAAAAUGUCUCAGAUUUGAAAAGGAAUUACCCGGUUUUAUUAAAUACAGAUAUGAUUACGAUGGGCCAUAUAAUUUACUAAAUACUCUUUGUAAACCAGGGAGAUUGACUAGGAGAACUGUAAACUCUGAAAUGCCAACUUUAAAUACUGAAGAUCUUCCCCGGGCAUAUAAACAAUGUCUUCCUAUAACAAAACUAAAAAAGAAAGACCUUUUACAGCUCUGUAAGAAAAAUAUUAUUCCGAAAGAGCUUCACGGCUGGUACGAAAGUUUACCAUGUUUAAAAGAAGACCAGGGUACACCAUGCUCCACUGAUUCAUCUGAAGUCGAUGAGUAAGCUUAGAUUAGCCCCCUACUCUACAAAUUGAUGGUUUUAAAACUUAACAGUCUGCGUAAAAUAGAACAGGGUUUUGGUUUUUGUGUUGUUAACUUAACGUGAUGUUGAUUUUUCGAGUUGUUUUUUAAUAAAUUAUGUUUAUUUUGAACUAUACAUACGCUGUGUUUGAAAUAAUGGGUAUGUUUAUGUCUUUUUUACUUAAUAUUUAAGUGUUGAUUAGGUACAGGCAAUUCAAUUGUUUAGAAUUCUAAAUUAUGUUCUAUUUUGUCAAAAAGUAUUUUUAGCUCUAAGUAAAUAGAUAAUAUUACAUGUUGUUGAUUGGUGUACUCAGUUUUCCUGAUAAGUGUCAUAUUAUUUUAAGUAUGAGUUUUAUUUAAGUUGUGUUUUACUUGCCUAACAACAUUUAAGUAUUUAUUAGGUACAGUAGUUUCAAUUGUUUUGAAUUUUAAAUUAUGUUUUGUUUUCUUAGGAAGGUAUUUUUAUUUAGUUCUAAGUAAAUUGAUAUUAGAAGUUGUUGAUUGGUGUACUCAAUGUACAUAGUAUCUGAUUAGUGUCAUAUUAUUUUUUGAUUUUAUUGUGUUUUACUUGCCUAAUAACGAAAUGUUUUUAGUGGAAUUGUGUUUCUUUCAAAAUAAAAUUUUAUUAAUUUCGUUAUACAGCUUUUAUUUUAAAUGAGACCAAUAAUAGUUAAAAAAUAAAUCUAAGUAA